Diabrotica virgifera virgifera (western corn rootworm) is the source of this 673-nucleotide messenger RNA. Its product is annotated as troponin C. NCBI's taxonomy places the organism in Eukaryota, Metazoa, Arthropoda, Insecta, Coleoptera, Chrysomelidae. Bases 112 to 570 code for a protein of 152 amino acids. The record is from RefSeq and is a predicted model, not a curated record. Gene Ontology annotation, molecular function: enzyme regulator activity; calcium ion binding. The transcript has 6 exons.
UGUUGCGGGUGAUCGUAGAAAUCCUCAAGGUAUAUAAUCUGGAGUUGCACGAAAAUAACACUCUUGGUAUACAGAAAUUCCGGAAGAACCAGUCACCCCGAAAAGUCGAAAAUGACGGAAUCACUUGAUGACGAACAAGUCAAAUUGCUAAAAAGGGCUUUCUCCAUGUUCGACUCUAGCAAAAAGGGCAACAUCGACCUAGAAAAAGUAAGAACAAUCUUGACAACCCUGGGACAUCAUUAUGACGAUUCUGAACUAGAUGCUUUGUUAUCAGGGGAAGAUCCAGAAAAUACAGGAACUGUCAAUUUCGAUUCAUUCUGCAGGGUGGCUGGACAUUUUUUGGAAAAUGAAGACGACGAAACUUUACAAAAAGAAUUAAAAGACGCUUUUAGAUUAUACGAUAAAGAAGGUAACGGAUAUAUUCCAACAUCGAGUCUGAGAGAGAUCCUGGCAGCGCUCGACGAUCAGCUCACCAACGAUCAGUUGAACGAAAUGAUCUCAGAAAUCGAUACCGACUCCUCCGGCACCGUUGAUUUCGAAGAAUUUAUGGAAAUGAUGACUGGAGACUAAAAUGGAGACGUAGCCAAAUUGUGUUAAAACUAUAGUUUAUAUUUUUAAAUAUCAUAUAGUUUAAUUGUUAUACCAAUUUUUAAAUAAUAAAAAGUAAUAAAAG